UGAAGGUUCAAGCUUCAACUGUUGAUUGACUGACGACCUACAGUAGAUAGUCCAAACCUACGAUCUAUCAUGAGGUGAUCCUCACCUUUAUUCGUCAUGUUCGACACGAUCUGCACCUUGCCUCUUCAAUCGGACCUCUUCGCUCAGGUCAUUCAUCCUUCAGAACCUAUUUUCGCGGUUGGCUUGUCCUCAGGACAUGUCCAAGCGUACAAACUUCCCUCCGACUCAGAUGUGAUUGAGAGCGCCUCUCAAGACAGUUCCGAACCUACACCCAACACUACAAAUCCCGUAAAUGGCCAUGGUUCAACCCCGAUAUCCUCGUCGCUGCGCAGAUCGUCUUCGGCGAGUGCUUCAGAAAGUGGACUUGGCGCAAUAGAUACCGUCUGGAGUACAAAAAGACACAAGGGCUCAUGUCGAUGUCUGACGUUCAGUCAUGAUGGCGAGAUGUGCUACUCUGCAGGAACCGAUGGGUUGGUCAAGUCCUUCGUAACAGAGACUGGUAAAGUCGUCGGGAAGAUAGCAAUACCAGAGGUUCGCGGUCUGCCGGAACUGGACGAGCCGUCGGUUCUUCAUGCCUUGACACCACAGACUCUCCUUCUUGGGACGGACUCGGGCAAGCUAUACCUGCAAGACUUACGGCAGGGUGGAAGAGAAAUCGUGGCAAAGGCGAGUCAAAUAUGGGAACCACAUGGGGGAGAACACGUCAACGCCCUGGUACCUCUGCCCGCCAGUGAGACCAGCACGAGCGGGUUCCCAAAACAGUGGGUGACUGUAGGAGGUUCGACCCUUGCGGUAACGGAUCUCCGAAAGGGUACGAUCGCUACGAGCGAAGACCAAGAGAUCGAACUUACCAGUGUUACGCUCAUUCAAGGCUUGAAGAAAGGUGGUACAAGUGUCGGUGAGAAGAUUCUUGUCGGUCAGGGCGAUGGCGUGGUUAGCCUUUGGGAGAAAGGUGUCUGGGAUGAUCUCGAUGAGCGGAUUGUCGUGGACCGAAGUGGCCUCGGUGUUGAAAGCCUGACCGAAGUACCAUUUGGCUACGGAAAGGGCAAACUCAAGAUGAACGAGAAGCUUGUGGCUGCAGGACUGGAGGACGGUCGAGUCCGCUUCCUGCGGAUCGGCCGUAAUGGCGUUUUGAAUGAAUUGGACAUCAAACAUGACGAUAUCGAUGGCGUUGUUGCCCUCGGCUUCGACAUCGAAGGGAGAAUGCUCAGCGGAGGUGGACAGACGGUGAAGGUAUGGACUGAAGCGAAGGGCCUUCCCGGGGGAGGUAGGGCCGCAGGCACCAAACAUGAUCUGUCCUCUGAUGACGACGAAGACGGUACAGAUGGGGACGACUCCGACAUGGGAGACAGUAGCGAUGAAGAAUCUCAUCCCAAAGGUAAACGGAAAAAGCGAAAGCGAGGUAAAGGCAAGGACAAGUCUGGUGGAAAAGCACUUGAUUUCUCGCUGUGAUAAUGGAGUCUGACGGGAAGGGCAAUAAUGCUGUGUUGUGAAUAAUGAUACCCAGGGUUUUGUACAUACAUGCCAACCAG
Molecule: messenger RNA, 1532 nt
Organism: Exophiala oligosperma
Lineage: Eukaryota; Fungi; Ascomycota; Eurotiomycetes; Chaetothyriales; Herpotrichiellaceae
Exons: 1
Coding region: 97-1452 (451 amino acids)
Molecular function (GO): protein binding
Source: RefSeq, a predicted model, not a curated record